Messenger RNA from Fonsecaea nubica, 678 nucleotides. RefSeq lists its product as hypothetical. The record is from RefSeq and is a predicted model, not a curated record. The coding region runs from base 1 to 678 and encodes 225 amino acids. The transcript has 2 exons. Lineage: Eukaryota; Fungi; Ascomycota; Eurotiomycetes; Chaetothyriales; Herpotrichiellaceae.
AUGGGCUCAGCCGCCCCAUCCAAUGCACUACUCGACAGCUACCGGGCCUCCGGCUUCGCCAACACCAUGGGCUGGGGUUCCCACCCAGCCCUGAUCCUCGUCGACGUGUGCAAAGCAUACUGGACCGCCGGAUCUCCACUCGACCUCAGUGCCAACCCGCCCGCCGUAUCUGCCAUUGCAUCAAUGAAACGACUCGUCAGUGCCGCGCGGAAGGGAAACGUCCCCAUAAUCUGGACGCAAAUCAGAUACACAUCACCGGAUCUCGCGGACGGGGGGCUUUUCGCGCUCAAAGCGAAACAGCUGUGGAUAUGGCAGGACGGCAAUGGGCGCGGAUUGGAUGCUCCGCUUACAGGCCUGGAGCCUGCACCGGAAGAUAUUGUGAUCGUGAAGAAAAUGCCCAGUGCGUUUUUCGGGACCACGCUCACGGACCAGUUGCUGCGCUUGCGUGUCGAUACGCUGGUCAUAUGUGGCGUUAGUACGAGUGGAUGUGUCAGGGCGACGACGCUGGAUGCUAUGCAGAAUGGAUUUCGACCCAUGGUCGUGGGAAAUGCUUGUGGAGAUAGGGCUCCAGAAAUUCAAGAAGCGAAUCUGUUUGAUUUGAAUGCGAAAUAUGCGGAUGUGGUGUCUGAGGAAGAGGCCAUUGGACACCUUGAAGCUGGGUGGAAGGCGAAAUGGUGA